This is a messenger RNA of Rotaria sp. Silwood2, 1080 nucleotides long. The record is from the annotation of a GenBank genome assembly. NCBI's taxonomy places the organism in Eukaryota, Metazoa, Rotifera, Eurotatoria, Philodinida, Philodinidae.
AUGCAAUCCGGUGGUCAUGAUGCAAGUAUUAUUACACGAUAUAGUGAUCUUGAAUAUAACUUAAGUGCCUAUGAAGAUUACCCAUGGACGAAAGAUUAUCCUGAACCAUUGAAACAAGUUCAAUAUCAAUCUGAACGUCAUAUUGAUCCAAUAACCGAAGGAUUAAAAUUAGCUAAUGAGCAAAAUCAACGACUACAAAAUGAACUUCAUGAAAUGCAUAAAAAAUUUGAUACACUUAGUGCACGUACAAAACAAUUAGAAUUAUCAGUGUCAACAAAUGGAAUGCCGAAUUCAAUUGAUAAGUAUGAUCGUUAUUUACCACCAAAAGCUAUAACAUAUGAACGAUCUGUUCGUGAAAAUAAAAAUGAUCAAUUUGAUCAGCAUGAACAUAGUCAACAAAAAUCAUUAAAUACAUUGGAUAAACGUAUUACACAUGCAAGUCCAGCUCCAAGUAUUUCAACUUCAAAUAUAAAUAAAUUACGUAAUCCACUUGCUCCUCAAUCAUAUGAUCCAGUUGGUGGUUUUAUUAUAUUUUUUGAUUUUAUUGCUAAUCUUCCUUCAACAAUUCAACAAUGUUGUCUUAUAACAUCUAUUCAUCAUCCUAAAUCUGGACUCGGUGAACCAUCACAAUUACAACCAUUGAAAUGUGAACAAUAUAUUGAUGGAAAAAAUGAUGAACCUAUGAAUAUUGCUCUCAUUGCUACUAAGCAACCUGUACCAGGAUGUCCACCACAACAAGCAUUAACUAUUGUUAUUGAAGUACAAACAUCAACAAAUAAAAAAGCAUCAAGUGAAGAAUUACAAACAAAUGCUUGGACAAAAUUAGCAUUAUUUGAUAAUAAAAAUCGUUUGUAUAGUGGUCGAUGGAAAGUACCUUUAAAAGCAUUACCAAUUCGUCAAGAUGAAAGUCUUGCUGUUAUUAGUAGAGCUCCAACAUUUGGACGUGCUGAAUUAUAUUACAGAUUAGUUAAUUCACAAGAUGGAGACGAUCAAUCUGAUGCACCAUUAUCACUUAAACAUCGAGAUCAUUAUGCUUAUCCUUUACAAGUAUGUUUAUUAAUAGUUAUUAAUAAUAUGUAA